This is a messenger RNA of Danaus chrysippus (African queen), 2997 nucleotides long. Lineage: Eukaryota; Metazoa; Arthropoda; Insecta; Lepidoptera; Nymphalidae. The record is from the annotation of a GenBank genome assembly.
AUGCCUUCAAAUAAAAAGUUAAUGGCCAAAAUGAAACAAAUAGCCCAGUGGAUUUUGGUUGUCCAUGUGGUUGAAUUUAUAGAAGCUUAUUGCACACCACGCGACACAGCGAGAAGAUCACCACAGCGUAGUCGUCGCUCGAGGGAACCGCGUCGUUCGCCAGAUACAUCCCGAUGGCGUUACGAUUCCCGUCGCCAUAACUACGACUUUGAUACACGACGACCGUACGAGUACGAAUCUAGGAAGUAUUUCGGAAGAGAAUACGACGCAGAUUCGGGGAGACGACCAGCGUUUGACGCGGAAUCAGCCCGUCGGCGUGCGGAUUACGAAUCAGCUCGAAGGACCGACUUUGAUUUAUCCGCUCCUGAGGUCUCUAGGAGGAGUCCAGAGAGUGCGCCAGAAGGUUCAGCAGACUCGCCCCCAGAACCAGCUCCUUCCGCUCCUCUACGACAAGAAAGACAUUCACGACACCGAUCACAACCAUAUUACGAAUCUGAAUCAUCUUCAGAAGAUCGAUCAUCAUCAACUGAGGAGGAAGACGAGUUCGGUGAACUAGAUCCGUUCGCUACAGCACCUUCAUUACACUCACCGGACAGUGGACGUUCUGACCCGAGAUACGCGAACGCACCCAGACGAAACCCAAGCCCUUAUUACUACGGCGACCUGUUUAAAUCAGCGCCGCCACCUCCGGCUCCUUCAGCGCCAACUGUAUCAUCAACAUCUUCAUCACGCGGCCCUCGCUACAGGAAAUCUGCGAGUCUCGACGCUCCACACGUCGCACAGAGACCAAAUCUACCGAAAAGGUUCUCCGUGGCUGAAGAUGGCUUUCGUGAAUUAGAGCGGUCGUCAUCAUCGUCCGGUGAGAGCGCGUGGAUGCCGCCGAGGCGCCGCGGGCGCGACGCGGCCGGCUGCGCAUGCGCCGCGCCCGAAGAUGUAGAGGAGCAUAGGUCCUCGAGAAGUGUGUUCUACGUGCCGGCGCCAUUGCCACGCUGGCCUCAAGAAAUGACGACUCGACAGAUAUACGAAACAGCCUUUGACUGUAAAAUAGCCCGCUCCGAUGAUGACUUGGACGACUUUGAUCGCGUCAGUAAUCAUCCGGCCUUACUGCAAGCGGAAGAACGAAAAGUUGUUUCUUCUGCGUCAUCAGCGUUUGAGGCUGUUGAGAGGAGUGAACCUGAUUACAAAGGUCGGCGUAAAGUUACCAUGAAAACUGACAGCGUACGACGCUCUAAAAUUCCUACGAUACGACAAAAGAGAGAGAAUGAAAGUAAUGCUUCAGCAUUAUCAGAAGAGCUAGAAAAAGUACACAUUGAAGAAGAAGAUCGUACUUCAACAUCUCAACUUCCAUUGCGUGGUUACACUCCAUCGCCGCCUUCUACGGCACCAUUACCCACGAAAUUCCAGCAAAAGGAUGGGUCUGCUAUGAACAGUAUUAAAAGUGCUCCAAAUUUACCACAAACCCAGCCAUCACAUCCCCGCCUUAAAGAUUUGCGGUUACCUGUUAAAUCACUAAGAGCUCGUGAGACUCCAACCAGUAGUGAUGCGAGUUUGACUGAUGUGAAAGCUUCUGUGUCAACUGAACUUGACGUUGGACAGCGACUCAGGGACUCGAGCCGCGAGUCACGUGAUGGUGACGAUGAGAGGGUACAAUCUAAAGACGGUAUUUUUUUAGAGAUUAAGGGUCGACCCACUUCCGAUUCUGAUACACCUGAAAUGAAUCGAUAUAAGGGCCCUAAAGGGGUCGGCCCUAUAAUGGAGUUCAAAGGUAGGCCCGGUGUUGCACGUCCACGGCGGAAAUAUUCGAGCACAGAGAGUAUGGCUACCAGCAGUAGUGGUGGAAGUAUGGAAUCACUGCGAAGUAGCAAUAGUGAGGGAGAUAGAAGUAGUAGUAGCUCAGAGAGUAGACACUCAUCGUCUUUGAGUUCACACAGCUCGGAUUCUGGUAAUGUGCCAUUUGUUAAGUCACAUCACAUGCAACUAUCGGGGUUUGGGCAUCAUCCGAAUAAACUACAUAUAUUAAGUCCUAUAUCAGAUAAAUCUUCUCAAGAACCGGCUUCUGAAACAUCUGAUAAUAACAAGAAUAACAAUUCACAGAAAGUAUCACCUGAAGACGCCGAUACUGGCAAUGUCACAAUGCAGACAACAGUCGAAAUUUUACCCAAACCUAAAAGACGUGCUUUACAGAAUAGAAAUUUGUUAAACCUAACGUUCAGACAUUCGACUCCUGGCGAUACGGAAAUCCAAGGAUCGGAUAGUGGAAUAUCAAUACAUUCAAGAGAAGGAGUUGAUUCGAGGAAUGCAUUCGUUAACUUCAAGAACAGCAACACCGAAGAAGAAAGAAAAGAUGAAGAUGUUGAUUUGUCUGAUCUUCCAUUUGAUAUGCCGAAACUGCGAAGACGCAGGGCAGAGGCUGAGGUCGACCUUAGAUCUUUGCCCUUCGAUAUGCCUAAACUAAGACGUAAACUCCGCGGACAAUCUUUACAAUUAAAUAGUGACUUCGGCGAAGCUAUCUCUAAUGCUUCAUCCAGUCAAAGCGUACAAGACUUGAAUCAAGAUAAGAAACAUCGUGAUAAAUUGACUUUGAACUUCGAGAGUGGCAGUGGUAGUACGAAAGGGUUACAUUUGAAUCUGGGACCGAUAGCGCCGCCACGAGACUUGAUUGAUGCCUCUCUUCCACUUGACCGUCAAGGGUGGUAUCAUGGAACGUUGUCGCGUUUGGAAGCUGAGGGUUUACUGAGAGACGCGGACGAAGGAGCUUUUCUUGUAAGAAACAGUGAAUCCGCGAAACACGACUACUCUCUUAGCUUAAAAUCGACACGUGGGUUUAUGCAUAUGCGUAUAUGUCGUGGAGGUGAAGGUUAUACUUUGGGAGGUGCGACUACCGCCUUCCCUACUGUUCCGGCUCUCAUGAGACAUUACGUCACAGCCCAGAGACUCCCGGUCAGGGGUGCAGAACAUAUGGCACUCUCCACACCACUGCCAGCUGUUAUGCUAUGA